AUGGAGCAGCUGGAGGUCAUCAAGAGUAUCCAGGCCAUGCCGUGGCACCCCUACUUAGUGGAGUGGGAAUCGAAAGCGCAACAAGAGCUACAGUUCCUCCUUGACCAGCAAGAAUCUAUUUGGAGGCAAAAGGCUCGUACUCUCUGGUUGAAGGAGGGGGAUAGGAACACGAAGUUCUUCCACUCAACUACUCUUCAAAGGAGAAGCAGGAAGAAGAUUAAUAGGCUGAGGUCCAUGCAGGGGGAGUGGUUACAGAAAGAAGCUGACAUUGAUGCAGAGAUAUUUUCCUUCUUUAACAUUCUCUUUUCUUCGGAGGGAGCUCACAACUUGGAGAGAGCUCUUCAGUUUAUCCCUGCUAGAUUUACCGCUGAUAUGAAUAGUACUCUCUGCCUUUCGAUUUCUGAUGAUGAGGUCAAAUCUGUUGUUUUUAGUAUGAAGCUUCUCAAGGCUCCUGGACCCGAUGGGGUUCCCCUAGUGUUUUUUCAGUCAUAUUGGAAAACAGUUGGCCCUGCGAUUGUGGCUCCAGAGCAAAUGGCAUUUGUGGAAGGGAGAAGCAUCUCUGAAAAUGUUCUGAUUGCACAUGAAGCCUUUCACCAUCUUAGGCACAUGAAGAGAGAGAGAAACUAUUUGGCAACAGUUAAGCUCGACAUGCAGAAGGCUUAUGACAGAAUUGAAUGGGCUUUUCUCUCUAGAAUCUUGCAAAAGAUGGGUUUGUGUGGAAAGUGGGUCCAGCUUAUCAGCCAAUGUGUGAGCACAGUGUCUUACUCCUUCCUUCUCAAUGGAGUCCAGAAGGGGUCUAUUCAGCCUUCCCGUGGGAUUAGGCAAGGUGGUCCGCUCUCUCCUAGCUUGUUUGUUCUGUGCACUGAAUGCCUCACCUCCUUGAUCUCUGGUGUAGUAGAAAAUGGGAGCCUGAGCGGUUUGAGGAUUAAGAAUUCUAGCCCCACUAUUAUGCACUCUUUCUUCGUUGAUGAUUGCCUCAUCUUCCUCCAGGCUAAUCACGGUUCCUUCAGGAGUCUGAGGGAUGUUUUAUUACUUUAUUGUGAUGCUUCAGGAGAUUGGAAAGAAAAGAAGGCGGCCUUUCAGAAUAUAAAGGAUAGAACCAUUGCCAAGAUUGCAGGUUGGAAGGAGAAGCUGUUGUCUCAAGCUGGGAAAGAAGUCCUCAUAAAGGCCGUGGUGACGACCUCUCCAUCCUACCACAUGUCUCACUUUAAACUGCCUCAUGGUCUCCUGGAUGACAUCAGUAAGGCUGGUGGUAGACCUUCUUGGGUGUGGAGAAGCAUCUUACAUGGUAGGCAGCUUCUGAGCAGUGGCCUCUUGUGGAUAGUCGGUAAUGGUCUAGCCAUUCACAUUUGGGACGACCCGUGGAUUCCUGCGCUGGAGGGCUUUAGGCUACAUCUUCCUCGUCCCCCGGAGUGCCCCUUUCAAUGGGUGUCGGACAUCAUUGACUCACAUGCUAAGUGGGAUGUGGCGAAGCUUCGUGCCUUCUUCUUGCCCUUCGAGAUCGAGUGCAUUUUACAGAUUCCCAUUAGCUCUGAGGGAUGUGAUGAUCAGCUAUGCUGGGGCCCCGCUCCAAAUGGUAUCUUCUCUGUCAAGUCUGCUUAUAGAGUGGGUACUCAACUGACCCAAUGCUCCUCUAUUUCGGCUAAGAAAGCUAUUUCGACUCCGAAAGAGGUUUGGAGUUGUAUUUGGAACUCCAUUGCUUCCCCUAAGGUGAAGUCUUUCUUGUGGAAAGCUUGCUUGGGAGCCAUUGGAGUAUUGACUAAUCUGAAGAAGAGUAGAAUCGUGGAUUCAGAUAUUUGUGGUGGGUGUGGGAUUGAGGCUGAGUCAACCGAGCAUGCUCUUUUGUACUGUCCGUUAGCCAAGCAAGCCUGGUUUGCUUCCUCAGUAUCUUUGAAGGUGGAUGCUUUUCCUGGUCUCUCCCUCUCGGCUUGGAUUUUGAAGUAG
Molecule: messenger RNA, 1944 nt
Organism: Telopea speciosissima
Lineage: Eukaryota; Viridiplantae; Streptophyta; Magnoliopsida; Proteales; Proteaceae
Exons: 4
Coding region: 1-1944 (647 amino acids)
Source: RefSeq, a predicted model, not a curated record